AUGUCGAAGUCUGCAAACGAGACCUCUAGUAGCGGCUUCCUCGGUGGUCUAGGACCCUCGAUCAGAAGGUAUCCAUACAAGGGAACUGAACAGUUUCUAGAAUUUAUAAAGAUGGAACAGAGUCGCCAAAAAGAGGAAUUCGAGGCGAGUGAAUGGGUGCUCUUCACCAACGUUAACAAGCAGACCUUCAAUCGCGACUUCCUCAACACGAACAGAAUGGUCCUUGAGCGUUGCUGGAAUUCUUACGACUCUUCCCAGGACCUUCUCCUGGUCAAAACGACAGUCUUACGCGCUCAUGACAUUACCGCACACGUAUUCGCAAAGCUCUUGAUUGAUUGUCUUAGGCCAAUGGACCUCGAUAACAAUCUUCAACUCUUUCGAUCUGCCUCUUGCAUAGCAGAAAAUGGCUCCGCUAAACAGCCUGACUGCCAAUAUGUACCAGACAGUCUUCCUCGAGCUCGAACGGAUAAAUGGCCCUCGCUUGUUGUGGAAACGGGCUUUUCAGAAUCGCCUUGUAAAUUGAUGUCGGAUGCUCGGUUCUGGCUUUCUGAGUCCAACGGCGAUGUUCAAGUGGUUCUCACAAUCAAGAUCGGUCGGAGCUCGCCUAACAUCGUGCUGGAGGCAUGGGAACUUGUGGACGAUAAGGUCAAAUGUCAGCAAAUCGUUUCGGUCAGCAAAGGCGAGAAUGGCCAUCUCUACUUCCAGGGCCAGCCGCUUAUUAUCAGCUUUGAGAAGCUGUUUCUUCGCCUGCCGAGCAUCCCCAACGAAAGGGACAUCACCCUCGACGAGGCUAGUUUGGAGCAGCUUGCCACGCAUGUCUGGCACGAUCAAGGGUUUUGA
Penicillium bovifimosum is the source of this 840-nucleotide messenger RNA. RefSeq lists its product as uncharacterized. The record is from RefSeq and is a predicted model, not a curated record. NCBI's taxonomy places the organism in Eukaryota, Fungi, Ascomycota, Eurotiomycetes, Eurotiales, Aspergillaceae. The transcript has a single exon. The coding region runs from base 1 to 840 and encodes 279 amino acids.